This is a messenger RNA of Malurus melanocephalus (red-backed fairy wren), 1028 nucleotides long. It is a transcript of the gene LRRC58, whose product is annotated as leucine rich repeat containing 58. Gene Ontology annotation, molecular function: protein binding. Bases 60 to 1028 code for a protein of 322 amino acids. The record is from RefSeq and is a predicted model, not a curated record. NCBI's taxonomy places the organism in Eukaryota, Metazoa, Chordata, Aves, Passeriformes, Maluridae. The transcript is spliced from 3 exons.
GGGGCGAGGCGCGGAAGCCCCCGGGGUGACGCGUGAGGCCGUCGGGCCGUGCGGGCGGGAUGGCGGCGGCCGGCGGAGACGGCCCCGAGCUGGAGCCGGGAGCGGAGCCGGCGCUGGAGAUGGAGCUGGAGCUCGAGUCGGAGCCCGAGCCCGAGGCGGAGCUGGCGGCGGAGCUGUCGGCGCGGCGCAGCGCGGAGGCGCGGCGGUUGGUGCUGUCGCCGCGGCGKCUCUUGGGCCCGCUGCCCGCCGGGCUGUCGCAGUGGUUCCCGGCGCUGGAGGUGCUGGACGUGAGCGGGACGGGGCUGGCGGAGAUGGGCACAGAGUUGCUGUCCCUGCCGUGCCUCCACACGCUGCUGGCCAAGAACAACCGGCUGGGCGGGCCCGGCUCGCUGCCCAAGGGGCUGGGGCAGGCGCCGCUCGCCCGCUCCCUCCGCGUCCUCAACCUCAGCGGGAACCGCUUCGCCGAGGUGCCCCCCGCGCUGCUGCGGCUCCGCGGGCUGCGCAGCCUCAGCCUCGGCGGCAACCGGCUCCACGGCAUCCCGCCCGACAUCCAGGAGCUCCACAGUUUAGAGUUUCUAUACCUUGGAGGGAAUUUCAUUACGGCAAUUCCACCUGAAUUAGCAAAACUGCCUUCUCUGAGGUAUCUAGUUCUGUGUGACAACAAGAUCCAGAGCAUUCCACCUCAGCUGGCACAGCUGGAUUCCCUGCGUUCCCUUAGCCUGCACAAUAACCUGCUGACUUACCUUCCUCGAGAGAUCCUGAACCUGGUYCACCUGGAAGAGCUGAGCUUGCGUGGGAACCCAUUGGUGGUGCGUUUUGUUCGUGACCUGACCUACAAUCCCCCGAGCCUCCAGGAACUGGCCGGGCGCACGGUGAAAACYCGCAACGUUCCCUACGCUCCCAGCGAUCUCCCGGAGAGCCUCGUCCGCUACCUGAGCUUGGCCAGCAACUGUCCCAAUCCUAAAUGUGGGGGUGAGUUCAGCUUCACAACUCUGCCUCCUGCUCUUGAUGGUGUCCUUUCUCUCUGA